Iphiclides podalirius (scarce swallowtail) is the source of this 1941-nucleotide messenger RNA. The record is from the annotation of a GenBank genome assembly. Lineage: Eukaryota; Metazoa; Arthropoda; Insecta; Lepidoptera; Papilionidae.
AUGAUUGAUAUUCUAAAAUUAGAACAUCAUAACCAUCUUUUAUUGCUGGAAAGUAGGCAAUGUACCUUAGAAAGGUUAUCAUGGUGCUGUAAUAGGCUUUGGUCUAUUGAGAAAAGACUAAAAGUAAUACACAAGGAAGAUUUGUAUGACAGCUGCCUAGAUGAAUCCAUAUUUGUAACACCUAUGUACUUUGUUAAUUGGAUUGAUCAAACAUUUGAUAUUUUAAAUAAACUGUCUGAAUUAGUUUCUAAUACUUGUAGUAAAAAUAGUGAAGAGUUAUACAACAAGUGGAAGAAUGAAAUGACAGAAUCCCUAAGCAGUUUACAUACAUUAAUAGACGAGUUAUUACUAUCUGCUAUGACAUUAUGUAGGUACUGUUUGCCUGCAGAUCAGCAUAUUAUAAAGGCAAGGUGCCAAGUGGUGUUAAGAGAAACAAGAGCACUUCUGAACGAUGUUGUUGAUGGGGAUAUGGAAAAUAUGUUGGAUCAUUGGAAUAGUGAAGAUGAAGUAACUGAACUUUGUAAUUAUGUAAAGGAAUUUGAUUUGUAUAAUGAAAGGCUAUUGCAAAUAGGAUCUUUUGCAGUGUCUUGUUCAUCUGAUGAGAAAAGGAUUCUAGCCCUCCGGAGCAAUCUUGCGACUCUAGAAGCUUUAGAUCCUCAUUUGGUUCCAGCAUUAAUAAUGUCUCCCGAGAGCCAUCAUUCCUCACUGUUAAGGAAUUCUUGGAAUAAGGAAGUUUUGGAGAUUAGAGAUAGCAUUUUUCUAAUUGUGGAUCCUGCUGCUUUUGCAGAAAAGGCAAAACAAAUGAUGCACCAAAAACUAUUGGAUACUUUAAAGGAUACCUUGUAUGAUAAUAAAAAGAUAUGUUCUUUCAUAAAUAUAGGUUGUCUGGUGUAUGAGUUCUUUAGUGUGUAUAAUAAAUAUGAACCAGAUGCCAUAAGUGAAAAUAAAAAACUACUACCUCUCUUGUCCGAUUUAAAUAAAGCUCAAUUGGAAUGCAAAGCUGUUAGCGAUAUCCUAUGUACUGGAGACGAUUUUGUAUAUGGUGUAAGAAAAUCCAUGAAAACCAUUUCUCUAGAACAAGUGCAUAAACGCCUUAAGCUGCUCUACACUAUUAUCAAUAGAAUCAAUACGCUGCUGCAUCCAAAAGACAAUGAAGACGAACUUUUCGCGAAUGAGGAUGACGUCGGAAAUUAUGACGUCACGCAUUCAAUACACUUUAAAAAUAAUGCAACAUACGUGAAUUCGCCUAAAAGGGUUCCAAAUGCACUGUCAAGGAGCGUCUUUGCCAGAACAACCAAUAUUCGAACACCCGCUAGCAAAAUUCCCCUGUUUAAGCUUACAAAGAAUUUGAGGCAGAGAAAGUGCCUUAACAUCAAUUUUUCGGCACAAUUGGAAGAAUUGUGUAAUGCUACGGAUCAAAAUGUAGCCAAUACUAGAGAUUCUUUAUCAUUUUUCUAUUCACCGUUGAGGAAGCGACCGUCACUACGGAAAGCGGUUUUGAAUAGACAUAAACUCACAAUUGAGAAAGAUAAAGAAAUUCCUAAUGAGUCGAGUAAAACAUUCGGAGACAGCAAUUUGGUGGAUGAUUCGUUUGAUUUUCAAAUAACAGAGGUCUUAAAUCAGAUGAACGACUUGACCAACACUUUCACUUCAACCACACCAUUAAAAAUGGAUGGAUACGAGCAUUCAAAAUAUAAUGAUGCUAAACGAAAAGGAUCAAGACAAGACACAGUGUCUAGCUUCAAUAUUAACGACACAACCAUCACCAAACGCGUCUGGAAUAUUCCAAUUAACACCAGCGGUCCAGACUCAAAUGUCACUCAUAUGACUAUGAAUAUAUCUCAGCCGUCUAAUAUAACUACUUUGGAGAGAUUGAAUGAUUUAGACCUCGUCGAGAGUAAAUUGAGCGAUUUAAGGGUAAAGCAGUUGGAAACUAGUUUA